Molecule: messenger RNA, 1455 nt
Organism: Venustampulla echinocandica
Lineage: Eukaryota; Fungi; Ascomycota; Leotiomycetes; Helotiales; Pleuroascaceae
Product: ZIP Zinc transporter
Exons: 3
Coding region: 1-1455 (484 amino acids)
Biological process (GO): zinc ion transmembrane transport
Cellular component (GO): membrane
Molecular function (GO): zinc ion transmembrane transporter activity
Source: RefSeq, a predicted model, not a curated record
AUGGACGGCGAUCUGCGAGGCUGGAUUAUGUGCAUAGUCAGUGGCAUAGCUUGCGUUGCUGGAGCAAGUAUUAUUUGUGUCGAUUUCAUCAUUCGCUAUCUUCCCGGGAAGAGCAAGUUUAGGAUACAAGACAGCAAUGCCUUUCUGGCAGCCUCCUUGAGCUUGAGUUUCGGAGUGAUGCUAUUCUCCGCACUUUACUCAAUCCUUCCAUCUUCGAUGAAAUACCUUAUAAACGGCGGCUUCGCACCAUCAGCUGCGGCAUGGAUACUGCUUGCUGGCUUUAUGGGCGGCUUUGUUGGAAUACAGAUGGUCUCAAGGUUCCUCCACCGAUACAUUCCUUCGCAUGUCGUAGAUUGCGAUCACCACCAUGGAGAGACAUCUCAUCAUUUCACCCAUAACCACACCAGACCCCAUUCACAUGGCAGCCAUGGAGCGGACCACCACUAUUUACCUCUUGCGAAAGAGCCAGGGUUGGCAAACGGUCAGCCUGUGGAAUCAACGCCGCUCCUUGAAUCAGACCAGGACUUAAAUGGGAGGGUCUUGCCACAACCUGACACGGCUUUUGUGGCCACCGAUGGUCCAACUAGCACCGGAGGGGAUGGCGAAACCCCUUCCCGAAGGCCUUCAGUAAUUGGCGUCCAGCGACGCCUGAUGUCUUUCGUUAAAGAUACGAAGGCGAACUGUGAUUCGUCAGGCCCCUGCUAUGGAUACUCAGAUCCAUGUGGCCGAGAGUGCUUUAAGAAUCUUGCUGCAAAGAUGUCAUAUAACCCUCCUCGUGCAAACUCCCUUCGUACAGCACAUGCGUCUUUAACGCCGGAGGAAGCAGGUCGCCGUUCUCCAAGUGGGCGUGCUGGGGUCAUAACCUCCCCAAAUCUGGCUGCUCGCCCUAUGGCCGAGCCAAUAGAGGAAAGCUGGGAAACUGAGAGCCAGAUCAGCGGCACCGAAGAUCCGGAAGCACAGCACCAUCACCAUGUUCCCGAAAACUCUUUUAUGAACAUCGGUCUCCAAACAUCCAUUGCUAUCGCUCUGCACAAACUUCCAGAGGGUUUCAUUACUUACGCAACGAACCAUGCCAGUCCUACAUUAGGAUGGUCCGUCUUCAUUGCUCUCCUAAUUCACAAUAUCACUGAGGGCUUCGCUUUGGCUCUCCCACUUUUUCUUGCACUCAACUCUCGUGUGCGCGCGAUGCUCUGGGCCUCGCUAUUGGGAGGUGUGAGCCAACCUCUGGGUGCUGGCAUUGCCGCCGCUUGGUUGAAGAUCGCGGGGAAAUCAGGCAACACGCCUGGUGAAGCUAUUUAUGGAGCUAUGUUCGCAAUUAUCGCUGGUAUUAUGACGAGUGUCGCUAUACAGUUGUUCGCAGAGAGCUUGAGUUUGAACCAUAAUCACAAGCUGUGUACGGCGUUUGCGUUUAUUGGCAUGUCAAUCAUGGGGAUGAGUGCUGCCCUCACUGCCUAG